Molecule: messenger RNA, 681 nt
Organism: Dovyalis caffra
Lineage: Eukaryota; Viridiplantae; Streptophyta; Magnoliopsida; Malpighiales; Salicaceae
Source: the annotation of a GenBank genome assembly
AUGUUUGUAGGUAGGAGUACUGGCAGGUUGGGUGGACUUAACAAUUCAGAGAGUGGUGGAGUGGCUGAUGCCAAAAACCUACGCGUAAAGCUGGUUUUGUUAGGUGAUUCUGGUGUUGGUAAAAGCUGUAUUGUUCUUCGCUUUGUUCGUGGUCAGUUUGAUCCGACUUCCAAGGUAACUAUUGGAGCUUCAUUCUUGUCACAAACAAUAGCUUUGCAAGAUUCCACAACAGUUAAGUUUGAGAUAUGGGAUACUGCAGGACAAGAAAGGUAUGCUGCACUAGCACCACUGUAUUACAGAGGUGCUGCAGUGGCAGUUAUUGUGUAUGAUAUAACAAGCCCAGAGACAUUCAACAAAGCUCAGUAUUGGGUUAAGGAGCUACAAAAACAUGGCAGCGCUGAUAUAGUCAUGGCUUUAGUUGGUAACAAGGCUGAUCUUAAUGAGAAGCGAGAAGUACCCACUCAAGAUGGAAUUGACUAUGCGGAGAAGAAUGGUAUGUUCUUUAUUGAAACAUCAGCAAAAACUGCAGAUAAUAUAAAUCAACUGUUUGAGCUUUUUGAGGGAGAGGAACAAUCAGUACGGCAGAAGCUACUUACCCACUGGCUGUCUUCUAAGCUAGGUAGUUGCCGAGGAAAAGUUGUGAAAGAGCAUUUCAUUGCUCCUUUUCAUUGGCGCACGUAA